Metarhizium acridum CQMa 102 is the source of this 1014-nucleotide messenger RNA. NCBI's taxonomy places the organism in Eukaryota, Fungi, Ascomycota, Sordariomycetes, Hypocreales, Clavicipitaceae. The record is from RefSeq and is a predicted model, not a curated record.
AUGGCAUCUUCAGGCGCCAGAGGAGGAUCUUAUCGACCGAGGUCGCGUUCACAAAGCCGCGUGGGUGAGAGAUAUCAGACCUAUCGACGGGCUUCACCUGUUCGUGAAUCGGGCAUCUCAUCAGCGAUUACCUCUCAGCCUCCUUCGGAAAGGGCCUCUCCGCACCCGGGCUCCCUCAGGGCACGAUCGCCAUUACAGUCCCGGGAGCAAUCCCCUCAUCGCACCGUCGGCUCAGGCUCAGGCUCAGUCAGGGACACUCCUCGAUCAGGCCCAUGUGAACCCCCAUCUGCAUCUAGGUCACCACCGCGUGGUCCUGCUGCAUUACGGGCACCACCGACAGGGCCUUCCGCAGGCCGGACCUUGUCCACUUCUGUGUCUUCUCCAUUGCCCUCAAGCUCUAGGCACCCGCAAACCCCCGGAGCAGGGCCACAUCGCUCAGAUGCUCCCAGCCCAACCAACCCCCCCUCGGGUCCGCGAGCGUACGUAGCGCAACGGGGAUAUCCUUCUCGGCCUGGACGAGGCGGCUGGAGUCAAACACCUUCUCGACAGAUGUCUGGCCCGUCCCCUUCACCAACCACGCCAGGCGGAUCUACUAGCAUCCCUACGGGGCCGAGAGGAGCACCCUCUGCAGGCUCAUCUACACCCACUCAAGGCAGGCCAUUCAACCCCCCUACAGGACCGGCGUCCCAACAUGGCAACGGUCCGCGGCAGUCCCUUGCGCAGAGCUUACUGGCGACUAUGCCUCCGCUCAUUCCUGGCGGGAAGCUCGAUCCAACAAUGACGCCAUUUAUACUGGGUGUAACUCGUGAGCUUGAGCCCCACUACAGAAAGCUUCGUGAUGAGGAGGAGAAGAUGCGUGACGAACUUCGUGUCAAACAAGAACGCCUUCGGAAGUCACUUUACAUGUGGGACAGGCUAGAACGGGAGUCUCGGGCCUGGGAGCUGAGAAGUGAUCUGAGCGAGAAGAGCAUGAAGAAUCUUGCUGGAGAAGGCAUGGGUGGUGCUGCCUUUUGA